AAUGGCCUGGCACUAUAUAAUAGUAAUUUCCCAUUACAAUAUGUGGAAGGAACCGAGUGAGUAAGAACAAACUAUACAAGACCGACCCCAUGUGCUUCUCUCUCAUCACAUUCUCAAGUCUCAACAUAACCAAUAAUUGAAUUUGAAUCAUUUGGAUCUCUAAAUACAAACACUAACACCCCCUUUAUGAUCCCUUGUUGGUAACCACAUUUGCAACCAAAAACCAGCUCCUAUGAGCAACGAAAUGAAAGAAGCAAGUGCCUUAGGAGCAAGAACAGCACGAGCAUGCGAGAGUUGCCUAAAAGUGAGAGCACGUUGGUAUUGUGCAGCUGAUGAUGCUUUCCUUUGUCGUGGCUGUGACACCAUGGUUCACUCAGCGAACCAAUUAGCAAGCAGGCACGAAAGGGUUAAGCUUCAAACUGCAUCUUCCAAGGUCAACUACUCAGUGACCCCCCACGACAGCAAUAAGGUAGCAUGGCAUAGUGGAUUCACACGCAAGGCAAGAACUCCACGUCACAAGCACUCAUCAGUGCAACAACAACUACAACAUGAACAAGAAGAGGUGUUUUUCAACAACACUAUUAGUUCUCUUCCCCUUGUCCCAGAGCUUGGAAGUGAAGAACCACUUCUUAAUGACGAGUCCGAGGAGCAACUUCUGUGUCGCGUGCCCGUGUUUGAUGCUGAAGAAGCCUUUGACUUGGAGUUUCUCCCUUCAGACAUGGACCUUGCUGACUUUGCUGCUGAUGUUGAAAACUUACUAGGAAACGGGGCUGGUGAGGAUUCAUGUGAGCACAUGAAAGGAUCAGAACUACUACUUAAAGAAGAAGAAGGUGAUGAAAUGGAUGCAUGUGUUAAUGGACUAAUUGGGGCCAAAGAUGCAAUGGUGAAGGUUAAAGAUGAAGAAGAACUUGAUGGUGAUGACACAGCUUGUCAUAUUCUUGACAUGGAUAGUGAGGCCUUUAAUUGGAAUAUUAAUGCUGAGUCAGAAUCACAUGCACAGGAACAGGAAGAGGAGGUGAGUAAAGUGGGAAUUAACAAUAAGAAGGACAUAUUUUUGAGGCUAAACUAUGAAGAAGUGAUUACUGCUUGGGCCAGUCAAGGUUCUCCUUGGACUACAGGAACCCCACCUAAGUUCAACUCUGAUGAUUGCUGGCCAGACGUUUUGGGUUCAAGUGGUGUGGAUGUUCAAUUCCGUUAUGGGGAAUUGAGAAGCUUGAUGGGGCAUAGAGAUGGGGGAAGAGAAGCAAGAGUGUCAAGGUACCGAGAGAAGAGAAGAACACGUUUAUUUGCAAAGAAGAUAAGGUAUGAAGUGAGGAAGUUGAACGCGGAGAAAAGACCUAGAAUGAAAGGUCGAUUUGUGAAGAGGACAUCCUUUGUUGGAGCCACUGCUUUGCCACCACUGACAUCAAAGUGAUAAAAUGGUUAACUUUUCCAACUUUGAUUUUAUGGAAAAGUUAACUAGACUGAUUAUUAGUAAUUACUUGGUAAUUGGUGUUGCCAUGUAUGUACAAUAACAUCACUAUUAGGUCAUCAGGUUUCUCGUGCUUGGGAUAUUUAUUGCUUUCUCUAGCAGGUCUAGUACUAAUUGAAAUGCUGGUAUAGCCCCCCUCUCAGCAUUUUGAAGCCUUUGGUAAUCAAUUUCGGAAGCCCUUUUAAAUUGUUGCUUUAUGAUAUAAGAUUAUGUAAUCUAUGCAAUGCUGUGUUAUAUAUAUCUACAUAUAUGUUUACCUUAACUCUUUGAGGGUACUGAUUAACAGUGUUUAAUAUCAGGUACUUGUGUCUACAUGUUUUGCAUCUAUGCAUAGGAACAAGAAGAAGAAGGAAGCAACAGGUGAAUUGGACUAUAAAGACUAAAGCACUAUUCAUCAAAUAAAAUUAGUUUCUAAGUCUGAUAUCAGACUUAGAAACUAAUUAACAAACAUGAUAAAGAAAAUAUGUAAUAUUCAAAUAUGUUCAUGCUUAUGGACAUAAUAGAAUGAGCAUGCUUGAAAUGAAACUGCAUAUGAAAACAACUAGUAAGGGUAUGUAGUAAACAAGCCAAACUGUUUAAACAAUUUGAUUAAUUAAGUUCUCUUUAAUUUAAAGUAUAAAUUUUGUACAUGCGAAAUGCUGAAUAUUGUGAAAGACAACUCCAGGAAUUAAUAUGUAAAUUACGUGGUGAAUUUGUAUUUAUCUAUCCAUUUAAAGACAUACAUUCUUCUACAAA
Cajanus cajan (pigeon pea) is the source of this 2206-nucleotide messenger RNA. Its product is annotated as zinc finger protein CONSTANS-LIKE 16. Gene Ontology annotation, cellular component: nucleus. Lineage: Eukaryota; Viridiplantae; Streptophyta; Magnoliopsida; Fabales; Fabaceae. Gene Ontology annotation, molecular function: zinc ion binding; protein binding. Gene Ontology annotation, biological process: regulation of DNA-templated transcription. The record is from RefSeq and is a predicted model, not a curated record.